Molecule: messenger RNA, 674 nt
Organism: Homarus americanus (American lobster)
Lineage: Eukaryota; Metazoa; Arthropoda; Malacostraca; Decapoda; Nephropidae
Product: cold and drought-regulated protein CORA-like
Exons: 2
Coding region: 100-558 (152 amino acids)
Source: RefSeq, a predicted model, not a curated record
UUCAUUCAGCGUUGCUUGGUGAAGGUUGCGUUUCGGGUGGGAGGUAUAAAAGGAGCGUCAGCCUCCCUCAAACCACAGUUCAAGCUGAAACACCUCAGCAUGAAGGUCUUGGUAGCAGCACUCGCCCUCGUGGCCACACUUGCAGUGACCGGGAGCGCUGAGCCCCUCCCAGAAGCUGACCCGGGUUACCAUAGUGGAUUUAGAGGCUUCGGUGGCAGAUCCCAUGGAGGAUUUGGAGGCUUCAGCGGCAGAUCCCAUGGAGGAUAUGGUGGUUAUGGUGGUCAUGGUGCCUACCGUGGCAAGAGAAACGCCGAGGCAAAUCCUCAACCCGAAGCCGAAGCUUUGGCUGAGCCUGAGGCUGAUCCCAGUGGUGGUCAUGUAAGGUAUGGUGGCUACGGUGUUUAUGGUGGCUUCCAAGGAAUUGGCCAGCACCACCACCACCAUGGCAAAAGAAGCGCUGACGCAGACCCCGAACCUGACUUUAGUCGUUAUGGCGGCUUUGGAGGGCAACCUGGUGGCUUUGGUGGCUUCAGAAGAUAUGGAGGAUACGGACGAUAACGCAAUUUUUAGAAAUUCCAUCAACUGUAUAUCGGCUGUUGCAACAAUUGCAUGAUUUAAGAAUAAAAUUGAAUAAAAUACUACAAGGAAAUGUCAAUAAAAUCAAGCAUACUUAA